UUACGGUACUUCCGCUUAACGUCAGAAGACCCGCUGAAAUUCAAAGUUGGAGGAGGAGACCGAAACAACAAGAAGCCUGUUUUCUUGUUUUCUGUCAGUUAGUUUCGACUGGUUUUACCGCUGCGACACCUUCUCAGCUAAGGAUGGAAGCUGACGGGGAAAACGGUGGCAAUGCCGGUAUGAAAAGACAGAGAGAACCUCUGUCAGAUACAGAAGAGAACAUCUUCUCUGCAACAGAGACGAAUGACGGCCAAAAACGUCGGCGUCUGGAAGCCUCCGGUCAGGAGAACCGUAGUCCCAAACCGUCCUCUUCUGGACGUCUGGCUGAGCUGGAGAUGAAACCAGACACACCGAUGGUUCCCUCGGUCCGGUCUCGAGUCCAGCAGCUCACCCAGAGAAGAGACGGAGCUCCUCUGACUCAGCGAUGCUUGUCAGAUCCAGGCAGUGACAGUCCUUCAGUCAGCUUCCACAGCAAGGGCCUCAGAGAGCAUCUCCUCGGUGAAGGAGAGUUCAGUCAGCGAAUGGAGCGCUUCAAGGCCCCGGUCCCCCAGGUUAGCCACGCCCCCUCGCUGAGCCCCGCCAACACCUGUGCACGAACCCGCUCCAACUUUGUAUCCGAAAUCCAGCAGCAGCUCCAGGGAACGACGACGCCGAGCUCCAAGCAGGCGUCUCGCAUUCGCCAGGAGCGGGAGCAGGAGCUGAGUCAGCUGCAGUUCCAGCCCAUCAGUGAGAACGCCUGGCUGAAGAGGAGCAGCUCCGAUUCCUCCUUAGCUCAGGUUAACGAUGAAGCUGAGAUGGAAGACGGGAGUUUUACUGAAGCAUCAGGUGUGGAGAAACCUUCUGUAAAUACGACAGACGCUGAACUGAGCUCCCAUGACGACACCAACACCGCCGACAUCAUCGACCAGAUGUUUGAGGAGGUUCUGGAGUACGCCGACAUGAUGGAGGAGGAGAGACGGGACGAAGACGACGUCGAGGACCGAGACAGCGGCAUCGGCACUGGUUCUCUGGACAAAGACAAGAUGGACACCGAGUCGGAGAAGGAGAAGAGUGAAGAAGAAGGAGAAGCCAAAGAGGGCGAUGAAGGCAAAAAGACUGAAAACAACGGAGACGAGCUGCUCAGUUUCCCUACAAGUGGAAUCCUCUCACCUCUCAGCAAGUCUGUGGAGGCUGUGGUCACCCCUCUGCGACUGGCAGCGACUCAGGAGUCCAACCCUCCAUCUUUACUCCUGACUCCAGAAGAAACCAGCACCCCUCCUGCUGAAUCUGCUCCUCUGUACAGCAUUGACGCCUACCGCACACAAAGACGCAGUAAGAUGCCGACCAUCCAGAGCGUCACUCCUGGAGUCCAGAGACGAGCUCAGGAGGCGUCCAACCCUCAACCGUCCGUCAACACCAAGGAGAAGAUCGCAGCUCAUAAUGAAGAAGCAACCAAACUACAGACUGUGAUCAAUCAGACCCUUCAGGCUCUGAACUGCUGCACUGACGAGGAACAUGGACGAGGUUCUCUGGAGGAGGCUGAAGCUGAGAAGCUGCUGCUGGUCUCCUGUGAGAAACGCUCUGCUUUGCUGGCAGAAGUGACCAGACUGAGGGAGGAGAGGAGCUCAGAGUCUGGAGAGACGGCAGCAGAGGACAAAGACUACGUUACCCAGCAGCCCUGCAGAGGAACCGUCAGCAUCACCAACAUCCAGCUGCCUCUUAAGGUGGAAUUUGUCUGCUCCUCACACGGCCGUGCAGGUCGUCCCAGUCACUACUUCUUCGUCCUGAUUCGCUACGGACCCUGCAACAUCGUCGCCACACCUCUGGCCACAGCAGCCGACGCUCAGAACGGAGACACCAUCUCCUUCCCGACGUCUGUCACUCUGAAGGAUAUUCACGCAUCCUUUGAGAUUGAUGUGGAAGUCUACAGUCUGUCGCACACCUCAAGCAGCAACUGCACCAUGGACAGAGCUGCCACCAAAUCAAGGGUCACACCAAGAAAGCUCCUGAGUACAAUCACUAGAUCCAGUAACACUCUGACAGCUGCUCAUCCUCUCAACACUCGUCGUUCCAGUAGCUUCUGUCUGGUCGGCUCCCAUAAGAUCACUCUGGCCUCGCUGGGACACAGCAAGUUCCCUCUGGAUAAGAUGAAGCUUGAAGGCAAAAUCAGGAGGCUGCUGGGAGAUGAAUUUCAGGAAAAGGUGCCUUUUCUGUCUCCUCUAGAGGGCAACAUCUACCUGAAACUGGACAGCAGCAGCCACUCUAACGUCCAGCACCAAGGCUUCCUGACGAUGUUUGAGUUGAUCAGUGGAUACGGGGUUUGGCAUCGCCGGUAUUUUGUCCUGGAGGGCUGCAGCAUGUUCUACUGGAACCACCCCAACGACAGAGAAACCAAGGAAGCGGAAGGCAGCAUCUCCUUGUCCGGUUCUCCCAGUCGGUGCAUUCGUCCGGUAAAGAGAGAUGCUUGUGCUCGGCCUUUCACCUUCGAGCUGGUGAGCAGCGUCACGCAGCAGGACGACAACCAGGAAUCUCUGGCCAAGUGUUGGUUUUCAGCCGACACCAAGCAGGAGAGGCUGGACUGGAUGGAGAAGCUGAACCAGUCUCUUCUGGACUUUCACACGUGGAACCGAACCCAAACAGGAAGUCAGCAGCUGAACAGCAGCAGCAGCCUCAGGGAGAGCAUUCUGUGAUUUCUUAGAACCAUGAAGGCCUCCUGGAGGUGGACGAGCUGAAAUCAGGGUUCAGGUUCUUCAUCUCAGAGCUACAUUCAGCCAGACAAACACGUCACGUUGGUUUAUUUCUGGGAAUUUUGAUUUCUCUUUUUAUUUUAACCUGAAUCCAAUCCGUGUUGUUGUUUUUUUUCUUUUAUUUACCAGUUGCCAUUUGAAUAUGUUUGGGUUUUUUGUUUGUUUUUUGGUUAAAAUCUGUUUUUAUUUUGUUUUUUUUCUUUGGCAAUCAGCUGCUUUUGCCUUCGUAGGCAACGUAUUUUUGGUCACUUUCAGUAGCUAACAGGAAACUACUGUUGUAGCGUGAAAUAAUUCGCACGUAUAUGUAGAUUGUAUUUUUGUAUAUCAUUUAAAACUGGAAGGAUAAACACAUUUAUAGAGAAACACUAAUAAAUAUCGAAGGACGUCUUUAACUCUAAUGAACUAAUCUAGGACGGGAGCGUAUAUGAAACGACAGGAAACACUGAAUUAUUAAAAUGUGGAAGCCGGUGAUUGAAUGGGAGAUUACAGCAUCUGCUUGUGUUUGGUCAAAUGUUACGUUUUUGAGCCAUUCUAGGUGGACGUUUGUGCAGAUUUUGGUGCAUUAAACCAAAAUCUUUGGGCUGUUAGGUGGCAGAUAUGUUAUAGAUUAUUAAAAGAACAAAUUUAAAGGCUGUUAUUGUUCCAAUAAUGGAGUUUCAGCUUGAAAUUACAUCUGAUAAUAGAAUAAUUUUACAAAUUAAUGCAUUUUUUACUGUAGAGAAGGCAAAGUCUGUCUAAAUAUGAGAUGUUUAUUCAGAAAAAUGAGAUUAGCAGUCAAAAAAAGAUCGAUAUUGUCUUUUUUGCAUUUGUAAAAUUAAUAUUAUCGGCACUGAAAUUCCACAUAUUUAUCAAUUUCUUUAAAAUGUGACAGGAUGACACUUGGUGCUUUAAGAGAAAACCUGCAGCUUAAAUGUCUGGAUUUUUGCCCUCUUGCUUCUAAAAAUCGAUUAAUUGCCAAAUUUAAACCAAUUAAUUGAUUAUCAGAGUAGCUGGAGAUUCAUUUGAGUAGUUAAAAGGAAAAAAAAUCUUCUUAAAAGUGAAUAUUUUCGGCUGAACUGAAUAUAUUUGGACAAAACAAGACAUUUUACACACCAACUAAUUGAUCUGUUAACCCAGAAAAUGUUCAUUUGACUUAUCAGCGAUAGAAAUUAGGAUUAGUUGAAGCCCUCUUUAACCUCUUAGGCACACGGUUGUUGCUACUGCACAGAUAUAAUCUAAAAUAUUUACACAUGUAAGUGUGUAUUUUUCAUUUUGAAUGGGAGAACCGGUGGAGGAAGGAAUAUGGGAGGGACUGUAGUGUUGUGGUUGCGCUGCUACAGUGAAUGUGGUUUGUUCUGUGUGAUGUUCUGUCCUUUUCCAUGUACUUCCACCUAUCAGUCCUGUCGCUUUUUGAAUGUUGUCGAUGUGAACUCUCAUUCUAUGCACUUAAUGGAAGGUACCAAUAAAAGAAAUGCUUCAAAAACGG
Messenger RNA from Acanthochromis polyacanthus (spiny chromis), 4191 nucleotides. RefSeq lists its product as uncharacterized. Gene Ontology annotation, cellular component: actomyosin contractile ring. Gene Ontology annotation, biological process: mitotic cytokinesis; actomyosin contractile ring assembly; septin ring organization. The transcript has 23 exons. The record is from RefSeq and is a predicted model, not a curated record. Bases 144 to 2669 code for a protein of 841 amino acids. NCBI's taxonomy places the organism in Eukaryota, Metazoa, Chordata, Actinopteri, Pomacentridae.